AUGGCAAUCCAAAAUUCCCUCCUCGCAGCCCUUGCGCUGCUUGGAGCCACUGCCCAGGCCGCCGGUGUCUCUGGAAAGGCGUUCGGUUUCGCGACUGGUACCACUGGUGGUGGAAGUGCCAGCGCCGCUUCCCCUAGUGACACUGCCGAGCUCACCUCGUGGUUGACUGACAGCACUCCCCGUACGAUUCUCAUCGAUAAGGAGUUCAACUUCCUCGGCAGCAAGUGUAGCGACUGCAAAUGUUGCAAGCCCUCAUCCAACACGUGCGGCAGCUCUGGUCAGAACGCGAUUGACCUUGACUCCUCUGACUGGUGUGGCGACUAUCCCACUUUGACCUGUACUUAUGAUAAGGCCGCUCUUGAGGGUAUCGAUGUUGCCUCCAACAAGUCCAUUGUUGGCGUCGGCAGCUCUGGUGUUCUGCGUGGUAAGGGUCUGCGUAUUCGCAAUGGAGUUAGCAAUGUCAUCAUCCAGAAUAUACACAUCACCGAGCUGAACCCCCAGUACAUCUGGGGUGGUGAUGCUAUUACCCUGGAUGGCUCCGACCUGGUCUGGAUUGACCAUGUCAAGACCUCUCUGAUCGGUCGUCAGCACUUUGUUGCUGGUUACGAAGCCAGUAAGUAUCCUAAUAGACCGAUAAAAGUAUCUCAGCUAACCAUACCAUCUCCAGGCGGUCGUGUCACUAUCUCCAACAACGAAUUUGACGGUCAAACUAGCUGGUCCGCCACUUGCGACGGCCACCACUACUGGACCGUUCUCGGCUACGGAAAGAAUGACAAGGUCACCUUCACUGGCAACUACAUCCACCACACCUCUGGCCGUUCGCCCAAGCUCGAGUUCAACAGCUACUGGCACGCCUACAACAACUACUGGUUCAACAACACUGGCCACGCAUUCGAUGUCGGCGAUGGCACCAACGCCCUGAUUGAAGGAAACGUCUUCAACCAGGUCGACACUCCCUUCCUGGACGACAGCUCGCCUGGCCAGACCUACGCCGUCAGCGCCAGUGACAAGUCAUCCUGCGACUCUGCCCUCGGCCGCACCUGUGUCGCCAACACCCUCACCUCCUCCGGUGAACUGUCCGCCUCCGACUCAUCUGUCCUGUCCAGCUGGCCAAAGGGUGAAACCGGCAUCUCCGUCCUCGACGCCAGCCGCGUCCAAUCUUCUGUCCUGGCAAAUGCCGGUGUUGGAAAGCUGAGCUCCAGCUCCAAGCGCCGCCGCUUCAACGCUCCUCCUCAGGGGGCCCCUAACCUCCCCAUCCUCUCCUCCGCUGGUCCUGGUGCUUCCCCUACCGGACCUCCUCCCACAUGGUCUUGGAGGACUAUCGGUACCAAGCCUACCGCUCCUCCAUUCGGUGGUCCCAUUCCUAGCGGUGCUCCCAGUGGAUUCCCUCUGCCCAGCGGUGGUCCUCAGUCGAGCGGUUUCCCCGGUGCGCACGGUGGCCACGGUCACCACCACCACGGUUGGGGUAACUAA
This is a messenger RNA of Penicillium waksmanii, 1473 nucleotides long. Its product is annotated as polysaccharide lyase family 1 protein. Bases 1 to 1473 code for a protein of 490 amino acids. NCBI's taxonomy places the organism in Eukaryota, Fungi, Ascomycota, Eurotiomycetes, Eurotiales, Aspergillaceae. The record is from RefSeq and is a predicted model, not a curated record. Gene Ontology annotation, molecular function: pectate lyase activity. The transcript is spliced from 2 exons.